Messenger RNA from Myzus persicae (green peach aphid), 2718 nucleotides. RefSeq names its product neprilysin-11-like. The record is from RefSeq and is a predicted model, not a curated record. The transcript has 18 exons. Gene Ontology annotation, molecular function: metalloendopeptidase activity. Gene Ontology annotation, biological process: protein processing. The coding region runs from base 264 to 2678 and encodes 804 amino acids. Gene Ontology annotation, cellular component: plasma membrane. NCBI's taxonomy places the organism in Eukaryota, Metazoa, Arthropoda, Insecta, Hemiptera, Aphididae.
GAUUAAAUAUUCAAAUAUCCCGGAAAACAGUACUCCAAUCUUACUUUACAUAUUUUACAUGGAAUAUGUUUUGCGAUUAAGUCACGUUUCAGUUAGACAAAAACCAACAAGUAGUUAGCAAGUGAUAGCGACGAUCAGUAUACCUAGAUGUACCGCCUGCCGCAACAGUAUAUACCUCAACGAUUUCUUUCAACAGUCUACGACUGGUUCAUGCUCCAAGGGGUAGGGUCGCACAAAAGGACAAAUAUAAUUAAACAACAAAAAUGAGUGAUGACAAAGAUUUAACGACGAUUAAAAUACAAGGUGUUGGAAUUAUUGAUGCCGAAUCAGGCUAUUCAAAAAUGUUCAAAAACCAAAUGGAAAGCCGGAGAACCUUCUACGUAGUCUUAGCAUUACUAAUAUUCAUAAUAUUAGUGCUCAUAAUAGCUGUUUUCGGAUUAUCGUUUACCUACCUAAAGAUGACGGAAGACCAAAGACAGAUAUGUACAACAGAAGACUGCUUAAGAUCUGCUAUAGAAUUUGUGGAGUCUAUGAAUAAGUCUGUUGAUCCAUGUGAAGACUUUUAUCAAUUUGCUUGUGGAAAUUUCGCAAAAUUUCACAAUAUAACAGAAAGGGCCUUUUCAAAUGAUCGGUUUGUCGCAGUGCAUUCAUCAAUGUUAGUACUUAUUAGAGAUUUUAUGGAAAGAGAUGAUGUAGACAAUGAACCGUCUUCCGUAUCAAAGUCCAGACGUUUGUAUCGUUCUUGCAUGGCAACUACUGAUAAAACGAACACAUACAUAAUUGGACAAUUAGUUCAGAUUUUGGAUAAAAUUGGUUUGUCGUUCAAAGUGAUUACUAAUAGGCAAGAAGCAUCGAAUCUCUCUUCAAUUUUAGCUAAAUUAAAAAAACAAAUUAACUCAGACUAUUUGUUUACAACAAAUGUUAUUCCAGAUUCAAAAAAUCGGACAGUUAAUCGUAUUAGUUUGUUUAAACCAAUACCUACAAAUAAACUUUCAGUUCUCAAAAUAACAGAAAAUAUAAUGGCAAUGAAUUCAAAAAAAAUGCGUGAAAUUCUAGUAUCAGAAAAUGAACCAUUCAACACAAAUGAUACUGAACAAAAUACCGAUAAAAAUGAUUAUUUUAAAUCGUAUAAAAAAUUUUUUAUUGGUGUUUUGGAGGAAAUUUAUAAAUUACAUUCAAAUGAUUGUAAAAUAUAUGUCCCAUACCUUAAAAAUGAAAAUAUAUCACGACUAUUAAGUUUCAGCAACGAACAUUCAAAAAUAUUAAAUGAAGUGCAUGGCGAAGAUGAUACACGUUCAUCAGUUUUUAUGACUGUUGAUCAACUACAAAUGUAUACAAAUAAUAUUACACAGUACUUCACUAAAACAGACGAGCAAAUCAUUGAUUGGAAAGAAUACCUUACAAUUUUAUUUAUGGACGUGAAAAAUGUAACAUUGGAUUUCGAAACUGAUUUAAUUCAAAUAUAUAAUAUUGAAUAUUUUAAAGCACUUUUCAAAUUAAUCAGUAAACAUAAAGAUCAGUUAAUCAUCAAUAUAUGGUGGGAAGCGGUUUGCACUCUAUUGCCAUACACUACAACUGAAUUGCGAUUUAUAAGAUAUAGAUUCCUACAGGAAACAAAAAUACAUGAAAAUAAUCCUCCAAGAUCACUAUAUUGUGCACAUGCUGUAAACUCAAUGAUGGAAAUGGCCGUUUCACAUUUAUUCUUAGAUAUAGAACCAGUAUAUAAUAAUAUGGAAAUGGCGGCUGAUAUGUUUAAAAAUAUUCAUUGGGCGUUCGAAAAAAUAGUUAAAGAGUUAGUUUGGAUGGAUGAUACGACCAAACAAAGGACACUAUACAAGGCACAGCAAAUGAAAAAGUUCAUUGGCUUUCCCAAAAUCGUAAAUGACUCGGUUCAACUCGAUGAAUACUACUAUGAUGAAUUUGAAGUAAUAGAAAAUGACUAUUUUAGUAACGUUAUACGUUAUAAUCAACGAAAAUUAAACCAAAAUUUGAUAUUACUUAGGAAAUUUAAUUCUAACACAAUUACCUGGUGGGAACCAAAUCUUUUAAAUGUUAAUGCAUUCCACAACAUAAAAUAUAAUGCAAUAAUCAUUCCAGGCGUUAUGUUACAAUUUCCUUUCUUUGGACAUGAUUUGCAAAUGCUCAACUAUGGUUCUCUUGGUAACAUAUUGGGCCAUGAACUGACUCAUGGUUUUGACAAUACUGGCCGACAGUUCGAUCAUGAUGGAAAUGAAAAUUUGUGGUGGACUAAUCAAACUAUCACGGAGUAUGAAAAACGCACCAAAUGUUUCAUCCAUCACUAUGAUUCUUAUUUAAUACCUGAAUUUAAAAAAAAGAUAAGUGGUAAAAGGACGUUGGAUGAAAAUAUUGCAGAUAAUGGGGGGUUGAGAGAAGCAUUGUGGGCUUAUAGAAAAUUUGUAAACGAUAACGGCGAAGAACCAAAACUACCUGGACUUGAACAAUACACUAAUGAACAAAUUUAUUAUUUAGCUUUUGCAAAUAAUUGGUGUGAAGCAACAACACCUGAUUCGUUAUCAAAGAGCAUAUUAGAUGUUCACAGUCCAAAUAGCAUACGAGUGAUUGCAGGACUAACCAAUUCAGAUGAAUUUAGCGAAGUAUGGAAUUGUAAAAAAGGUUCCAAAAUGAAUCCAGAAAAGGAAAAAUGUAAAAUAUGGUAAAAGUUACAGCCAUCAAUUUGUUUUUAUUUAUUAAAUUACC